CCUGUGAUGUGGUACAGUAAAAGUUGGUGGUGUCAGAAUCGUCAGUUGGGUUAUGUUUGUUUUGAUCAUUACCUUUUCGUUUGUCAGUUCCAUCACUAGAGCUUCGUUAAUUUGCUUGUUAGGGGCACCUUAUUCAAUAUUUUCAUGUGACACAGGGUAGAAUGUUCUGGUUCCAUGACGGGGAGUUGUUGUUGCAGCAGCAGCAGCUGUGCGUGGUUUUGGGAUUUGAUUCAGUGUAAAGAGAACAUUAUUGGCCUUGCCAUGACUCCAGACAUAUAUCACGAAAAACAGAUAAAGGAGUUAUGUGCUCUUCACUCUCUAAACAACUUGUUUCAAGAUGGAGGUGCUUUUGCCAAGAGUGAAUUAGAUGAAAUAUGUUACGCUUUAUCCCCUGACAAUUGGUUUAACCCUCACAAGUCCCUUCUUGGAACUGGCAACUAUGAUAUAAAUGUUAUAAUGGCAGCCCUAACAACCAAGGGCUGUGGAGUGGUUUGGUUUGAUAAAAGAAAAGAUCCCCAUGUCAUUGCUUUGGAGAAAGUUGUGGGUUUUAUUUUGAAUGUACCAUCUGAAUAUCGUCUUGGGCCUGUCCAACUUCCUUUGAGACGUAAACAUUGGAUUGCCAUUCGAAAUAUCAGGGGAGUGUAUUACAAUCUGGAUUCUAAGCUUGAGGCUCCAGAAAUCAUAGGAAAGGAGCAAGAACUUACUAAUUACCUUCGAGAAGAAUUGAAAAAUAAAGAUAAAGAACUCUUCCUAGUUGUUACACAAGAAGUGGAACAAUCUCGAGGUUGGUGUAGUGCAAAUAGCAUUGGUGCAUUAGACCCAGAACUUAAAGAAAGUUCAAAGUGCUUAUUGAAUGGAGAUGAAUUACAAACAAUUGAAGCAUUUAACCCUCCUGGUUUCUCUUUCAUAGACCAAGAACCCAUUACUGUUGAGAAUAAUAGUGGUGGGGAAGAGCGAAGGAAAGUUGUUAUUAAUGAGGAUUUGUUAUAAGAAUAGCAAUAAUCAUUUAUGAAUAUAGAAUUUUUGAAGUAGAUGUACAGCCAUUACAGAGAGGCAUACAAUUAAAGAAAAUUCCACUCACCUCUCAGGGCUUGGAAAAGAGAAAGUCAUUAGGCCUACCUCACUGCCAUAGGUUAGUUUCAGUUUUGCUAUAACUAAAAAAUUAUGGAAAAAAUUUUUAUCAGUGAUAGUACACUAUUACAUUCCUUUUUGUUUGUGCUGUAGAUUGAGGCAACUUUGAAAGAUAUAUUGUACUAAUAGAAGAGAAUUUAUUAUAGAAAUAUAUUGAUGCAAGUGCAGAGUAUAUCUGUUAAUAUUCUUCAUUUAUUCAAGAAAUCUCUACAGGUCUGUUGUAUCAACAGGUAAGAAAAAUUUGCAGGACUGUGAUACCGUAGUGUUACUUCUUGGUAGCCUAUGAAAGAAGAUACUUUACUACUUUUUGGCUCUGCAAGAAAAUACUAAACACUGCAAAUGUUAUUUAUGUAUGGGGAUACCAUUAUUUGUAGUUGGCUAUCAAAAGCAUCUUCCUUAAAUGUAUGCCUUCCAGUUUUCCUGGUAUAUAUGAAAGCACCCUGAUUGCCUUAACAAGUAGCAUCUCAUGGUGACACAGUGGAAGCUGUCAUAUUUUUUAGGAUAAUUUUGUUCCUUUGUGAAAAGUAUCUUUACAUAUUUUCCUGAUAAUCAAAAUAACGUCAGAUUCAAGGUUUUAAUAAUCUUUUCUAAUACAAGACAUAAUCUUUCUUACUUAAUACAAACUGUAUACUAUGUACUGUAUUUGCUAAUAAAUAAAAUCCCAGAGUUUAUUAUAUUGCAUAUGAUCUUAAAUAGCGUAUUUGAAUAUGGGGAUUGAAUUCAAAUAUGAGGGUACCGUGUAGUAUUAUAUUCUGUUGAGACCUAAUACUUAAUAUAGACCAGAAGUAUGUCAGAGUUCUGUUUGGAUUUUGUACUUGACUGUACAUGCAAUGGAAUUUCAACUGAUUCAUUUUGAUAUUCACUCAGAUAUGCCUUGGUCUUGUGAUGGCUAGGUAGAUUGCAAAUGAAUAAGAAUUUGUUAACUUUUACUUUAAUAAUAGGGGUAUAAAAUUACAUAUAGCAGAUAAAUAACCUGUACAAGAAUGGUGUUUUCAUUUUCAGUUUGAAUUUACAUAGUUUUCAGGUGCUUUUCAACCAUUUGCAGGUAUAUACAUGGCCUUUUAAGUACAGUUUUUUUUUUUUUUUUGAUGUUGGUUGUUUCUUAUAUACCUAGGAUUGAUUUUGGCAUCACAGUGCUUUUAUGAGCUAUAUUGCUUUGUUUGGUACGACCUGCACUAGCCUCCUACAGAUAACGACUUAGUAAUUUUCCACUGAUAUUAAACUGAGUGAGGAUAAGUAUAACUGUAGAGUUCUGAUUGAUCACAGUUCUAACAGCAAAGCACUUUCUAAAGUAGUUGUAGCAUAUGUUACAUUUUAAAAAAUAGUAUAUAUUUAUUUAAAUUUAACAUUUUCUGCUGAAUAUUAUGAACAAGAAACACAAUUUCUGCAGCUAAGAUUUAAGAAACUGUAUUAUAUGUGAAUUAAUUACUAUUUUAGAAAUUGAGUAAGUAUUGUAUAGAAAUUUUUUUUUUGUUAUAACUCAUAUUUUCUAAUUAAUGUUUACAAUUUCAGUACAUUUAUAAAGUAGGCAAUAUAGUACAUAUACUGGAAACCUUGGGUUGUAGAAUUGGUGCAACAUUUGAGUGUAUUCAUAUAUUACAGUAUAGUGCACUUUAUAUUAUUGCUUUGUAGUUAAAAGAUCAUGGCUCAAGUUCCUACAUGGGUUUUAAAAACGUCAUGCUAAGUUUCUGUGGAUUUGGGUUUUGGUUAUUCUGAUAUAUUUGUGUAUAUGUGUGCUGUAUAUGUAUUGUAUUGUGAUGGCCUAUGGUUUGGAAUUUGUAGAUGUGUCAAAUUGUUUUGUUAGAGAUGAUUUUUUCAGUAAUAGGUGAGAUAGGGUAACAGUUAUUGUUCCAGCCAUAUUAUGUAUUGCAGAUAAGUAUUGAACUUGGAGACGAAUGAUUCUUAGUCCUUCAGCUUACUGUCAGACACACUAAAGUAAUUAACAGUGUAUAGAUGUGAAAAACUUGUAAACUGGUAUUUAUUUGUUAGUGGUUUGUAGUUGGCAUUAAUCAUUGCCAGAAUAAGAAUGCCAUGACUCAAAUAGCUAAUAUACUGUUGUACCAAUAUCUACUUAUAAUAAAUCAAUAAAAUAUACAUAUGUGGGCAAAACCAUGAUAGCUCAAAGACUGUAAAAUAAAAGCAUAGAAUAUUCUUAACUGGGGUUAGAAAGAAAUGCCAGAGUAUUAAUUUUAUUUUAUGUAUCAUGCUCGAGUAGCAUCUCAUAUUUUCAGUAGGCUUCCCAAUACAUCAUUACAAACUUGUAUACAUUAUUUAGAAAAUAUGAGACAUGUAUUAGAAGGUGCUAGUUUUAUGUGUAAUAAUAUUGGUCAAUUGUCUAAUUGUAUUUGUUAUGGACCUGAUUUGUGUGCAAAGUGUUUUGAUGUUAUAUAGAAAUUAACUUUUGCAUUGCAAAAGUGUUAUUAAGAAAAUUUAAAGAGAUAGGUACCAGUGUUCAUUUAGGGCAGUGAUUUUUAACAUUUUCAGUCCCCGUACCCCUUGAUAUCUCAGAAAAUUUUCUCAUACCCCCAUCCAGUAUAAAUAUAAUACAAACAUAUGAAAAGUAUCAGAUGUAUUCAAUUACUGAACAAAGGCACUUAUUUUAAAAUUUUAAAUGAGGUAUCAAUUAGUAGGAUACAGUGAAUGCACAUAAAUGAGUAAUACUAAUAGUGCACACUAACACAUUUUUAGUAGCUCUUUUGUUCUUGUUUCUCAUCAGUGAUGAUGUUUGCAGCACCAACUUUAAAUAAGUAAUUGGGACAAUUAUAGUAAGAUAAAAAUUAGGAAAUAUGUUUUAGUUUCUCAUGGUAAAUAUGCAGUACUAUUGGCUAUGAUUUCUCAUACCCCCAGGUUGAAGGUUUCAUACCCCUUGGGGGUACUGGUACCCCAGAUUAAGAGCCACUGAAAUAAUGAGAGUGACUUUUUAGAACUCAUUAAGGCAGUAUUUGCCAAGGUUGUGCAUCUUGAGAAGGAUAACAGUUUUUUAUGCAGUGUUUAUUGCCACAGAAAUGGAAAGGCCAAGGUACAAGCUGGUGUCAUAAAAAGAUUUAUUUACCUCUAAUGUUAGGUGUUCAUUGUAAGGCAUUGCCUUGAAAAUAUCAUUUUGAAAGUUAAGUGUAGUAUAAAUUUACGUUACUGAAUUUGAAAUGUACAAAUACUCAGCACUCAUAAAGGUGCAAAGUUCAUUAAAAAAGAACUACUUUGAAGGGAGGUGUAUACAAAAUUUUGUUGAAGAGGAACAUCUGUUUAUUUGCCAGUUUAAAAGAAGACAUGUUUAUUUUAUGAUCUUUGUAAUUAAAUUGCACAAGUACAAUAUAAUAGAAUCCAGGAUUGUGAUGUGUAAUUUUAUUUAGGUAACUUUUUUUAUAUAUAUGAUGGUGAUAUUUUAUCUAUAUUCAACAAGAUUUUUAGAUAUAUUGUAUUGAAAAUGUAGAAGCUUUUGUUAUAAAAAAUCCAAAUUUGAACCAUGUACUUAUAUCAACAUUAGGUUUCUCUUUGGAAAGAAGAGAAUCAUUAUGGUGCUUCAUUAUCUUUCCAUAACUUUGGAGUUCUUGUUUAUGUUUUUAUCAUCCUUUUCAGUACGUACUUCUUAAGAAUUUUUAAAGUUUAUUCAAUCUGUUUGCUUUAGUCUCUUAGCAUAGCACAAUAACUUGAUGUUUCUUCUGGAAGAUAGGAUUAGCUUGUGUUCAAUUAGCAACCAGAUGUGGUAUAGAGGUGAUGAAAAAGAGUUGCAAUAACAAAAAAAGAUAUUUGUCUACUAGUAGAUUUGUUUUGUAUGGAAUCUAGUUUUUGUAUGCCAUUCAUGGUCACUUUAAUUGUAAAUUCUUUAGUAUCUGUAAAAGGUAUGGUAAAUCAACCAAUAUACAGUAUUUCCUAAUCUUUGUAUGAUUGAAUUAUUUUUGGAAGCAUUUGUGUUCUUUGAUGUCUGAAUUUGAAAAAUAUUCAGUGCUGCAAUAUUCCCUAUUUUAUAUAGUAUUUCUGUGUGGUAAAAGCUAGUCUUAAUAUAGGUUCGGGAUUCAUUGUGUAUUGGAAUGUGCCAUAAGUUACUGUACACAUGCAACUUACUUAGCUUUUUAUUAUACAUUGGUUGUACACAGUUUAUUAUAUAAUAAUAAUAAUAAUGCCAUUUUUUCCAUGUAGACAGCUUAUAAUCACACCAGAUGAAUUUACAAUGAUGUUUAGUAAAUGCAUAAGUCUGUGAAAUGUUUGAAAAAUAAACAUGAGAAAAUAACUUUUUGGAGAAAACUUUAAAUAAUCAAAGUAUAUUAUAGCUACUCAUAGACAGGGGUGCAGUGUCAAUUUUAUAGGUGCCGGAGCUCUUUAGGGCCUGACAAAUGUCUGCCAUUUCCUAUACAGUUUAUAUGUAUGUCACAUUUCAUGUUUGCAUUCACUAAUUACUUUUUAAAUAUAUAAAAAUCGAAAUACUAUCCAAGCCUAAUGAAAAAGCAGAAAAUGUUGUAAUAUUUAUCAGCUUAUAAGUAAUGUCUUAUUAAUAUUUUCUUGCUGUCAUCAACAGGUUCUCACAAGCAUCCAUCCUUUCUUCAUCUUUCCUUCUCUCACAUCACACCAUCUGCUUGCAGAGGUGCCAGAGCGGUGCUCCAGUGAGCUCUGGCAGCACUGUACCCCUGCUAAUAGAUUACUAAUAUUUUAUUUUGAAUACUGGAAGUCAUAUGGACUCAAGCAAUUAAAAUGUCUGGCUUUAUAAAGUCUUGGAUUUUAAUUUUUUUUAGUAUGCACAACAUUAGAAGCACUUGUCAUGCACGGAUUGUAAGUCUGCAUUUUAAGGAUUUUUCAAUACAUAGGGAAUUAUCAAGAAUAUACUUAAAAUGCUUAGGAGAAAACCAGUUGAUACAAUAUUUUUUAUUAAAUAUUAAAAAGUAA
Molecule: messenger RNA, 6009 nt
Organism: Macrobrachium nipponense
Lineage: Eukaryota; Metazoa; Arthropoda; Malacostraca; Decapoda; Palaemonidae
Product: josephin-1-like
Exons: 5
Coding region: 175-990 (271 amino acids)
Biological process (GO): protein deubiquitination
Molecular function (GO): cysteine-type deubiquitinase activity
Source: RefSeq, a predicted model, not a curated record